UUUCAUGGGAAAACUAUGGAGUUUGAAUUGAACGAACGAAGCCCCAUCAUAGCACCUCGAUCAUCUUAAAACUACGGCACGAGAUCCAAAUUGGUACUCCUGCUCCUGCGCCUGCGCGCUAAAAACUAGGGGCGGUGGCCAUUAACGCCCUCUCAGGCAACCCUUUCCUCUGUUCCCGCAAUUUCCCCAACCAAAUUUUACAACCCAAUCGAAAACUCACAGUUUCGGAAUUGGAAUUUAAGAUGGAGCAGCCGAAGCAGGAGCCGGAGAACAAACCUCCAAUCCCCAGCGACGAUAGAAGCCCCAAAUCCGAUCCCAAAGACGGACUUCAGGCCACCAAUGGAGAUGGGAAUUGGGGGAAUUUCGUGAUGGGCUCCGAAAAUCAGAACGAUCAAUCUAUGAUUUCAACCCCCUCUUCCGGGUCCAAGAAAUCGGUGCGUUGGAGCACCGAAUUGGUGACCGAAUCUCCGUCCGUCGCUUCGAAUGCAUAUGGAUCGAAUUCUCAUGCUUCUCGGGCCCCUUCCUCUUCACUUUCCUUCAAAGAGGCGGUGGAUUCUGUGUUGACCGCGCUUGGGAGAUGGGGGAGGAAAGUCGGGGAAACUUCAAAAAAGGCUGAAGAUCUGGCUGGAAACACUUGGCAGCAUUUGAAAACUAGUCCGAGUUUUGCUGAUGCUGCGCUCGGAAGAAUUGCACAAGGGACAAAGGUAUUAGCAGAAGGUGGCUAUGAGAAGAUUUUUCAACAAACUUUUGAUACAGUGCCUGAGGAAAAACUUCAAAAUUCGUUUGCAUGUUAUUUGUCAACGUCUGCUGGUCCUGUCAUGGGGGUUUUAUAUGUAUCUACGGCAAAGCUUGCGUAUUGUAGUGACAAUCCUCUUUCAUACAAGUCUGAGGGUAACACGGAAUGGAGCUAUUACAAGGUAGUUAUCCCGUUACAGCAACUAAAGGCGGUUAAUCCUUCCUCAAGUGGAAUGAAUCCUGCUGAAAAGUACAUUCAGAUCAUCUCUGUAGAUAACCAUGAAUUUUGGUUCAUGGGCUUCUUGAACUACACUGGUGCUGUAGAAUGCCUGCAAGAAUUUCCCGAAGUUCGAGGCAUACAGUCGGUUUAGAACUACGAUAUGUGGCUGAAGUUUCCACCAGUGUUUGCUCGGGCGCCUGCCAGUUCGUGAAUUCAAUCAAACUUCCAUUUGCCAAAUUUGGGUGUCAUUAUGGAGUCAGUUAUGAGUGUACAUGGUGUCUUAAUUUUCAAGCAUUCAGAUAAAAAUGAUGCUUUUUUUCGUACAGAUUAUGAUAUUCUCCCAUGGCAGCAGUGAAAGUAAAACUGUCUGCUAUCAUAAGUGGGGAAAAUUUUAUAGUCAAAAUUUAAAGGAAAUGAUAGGUUUCAUCAUAAUAUGAUGGGUCUUUGAUCUCUCCUGUUC
Molecule: messenger RNA, 1415 nt
Organism: Momordica charantia (bitter melon)
Lineage: Eukaryota; Viridiplantae; Streptophyta; Magnoliopsida; Cucurbitales; Cucurbitaceae
Gene: GEM
Product: GRAM domain family protein
Source: RefSeq, a predicted model, not a curated record